CUUUUUUCAUUCUCUCUCUCUCAAUCAUUUCAUAAGGCUGUUCAUCAUCAUCCUCUUCUUCUUUGGUUGUCUGUAAUUUCUCUUGCUUGGUUGCGAAGAGAUGGCUGAUCGGGUGAUUGGGGUGGCGUUGGACUUCUCGCCAUGCAGUAAGGCGGCUCUACGGUGGGCUAUCGAUCAUGUCGUUCGCACCGGCGACCACCUCAUCCUCGUCAACGUUCAGAAGGACGUUAACUACGAUGUGGGCGAGGUUCAGCUCUGGGAGGCCACAGGCUCCCCUCUAAUUCCUCUUUCAGAUCUCUCAGAACCUGGCAUUAUAAAGAAGUACGGAGUGAAACCUGAUGCUGAAACCUUAGACAUAAUCACUACUGCAGCCAGACAGAAGGAGAUUGUCAUUGUCAUGAAGAUCUACUGGGGAGACCCACGUGAGAAGAUAAUUGAGGCCGUUGAUAAAAUUCCUUUGAGCUCUCUAGUUAUUGGUAGCAGAGGGCUUGGCAAAAUCAAGAGGGUUUUGUUGGGCAGUGUUAGCAACUAUGUUGUGAACAGUUCUUCAUGCCCUGUGACUGUUGUUAAGAGCUCUGAACAUGAAGCCUAGAGUAGAGUCUCUCGUCUGGUCUACCAUUCUUGAGAUAUUAUUACCUUGUUGUAUUUGCUAGAGAGAAAAUGCAACCCAUGUUUUAUUAAAAUCUUGUGAUCUGGCUUCUUAUUAUUAUUAUUCCUGAAUAAAAUGUGCAGUCUCUGCACUGCUGUGGACUUGUUUCUUAUGGCUGUAAAUUGGUAUGUGUGUGUGUGUGAGUUUAUGUUGUAGCUUGUAAUGUAGAAACAGUACUUCAGAUUGCUGAAUAAAUUUCUAAAUUUAUUUUUGAA
This is a messenger RNA of Dioscorea cayenensis subsp. rotundata (Guinea yam), 864 nucleotides long. Its product is annotated as universal stress protein PHOS32. NCBI's taxonomy places the organism in Eukaryota, Viridiplantae, Streptophyta, Magnoliopsida, Dioscoreales, Dioscoreaceae. The record is from RefSeq and is a predicted model, not a curated record. The transcript has 4 exons. The coding region runs from base 101 to 592 and encodes 163 amino acids.